GUAGAUUUUUCAGUGCGCACACUCGAACGGAACAGCAGACGUUUUUCAGCUUGAGAAUGGCUGACGUGAAGGCACUCGAACAUCCUACACUGAAGGUGCCGUAUGAGCUAUUGAAUAAGAAAUUCAGGUCAGCCCAGAAGUGUAUCGACCGUGAAGUUGCACAUAUUCAUUCUGCAGGAAAUGACCUGGAAGUGUGUCUUCAACAGAAGAGUCCCACUAUUGGAGAUGUUACUUGGGCCAUUGACAGCAUGGUAGAAAAGCUGUGUCUUCUUAAAAGAAAAGCUGAUGAGAGUAUCAAUGAGGAAUUGGAAGCAGCACGUAUGAUAAAACGUCGUGUGGAACAUUUAAAAGAGGCAGAGUCAUUAGAGCCACAUGCUAAACCUCUAUGGCACAAGAAGAGACUUGAUCGAAUGUUGGUGGAGUAUUUCCUGAGGUCUGGUUACUACAACACAGCUAUAAAACUAGCACAACAUUCAGACAUUGAGGAUCUGACCAAUAUUGAUUUAUUUCUGACAUCAAAACAAGUGGAGGAAUCACUUUUGCAAAGGGAAACAACUCCUUGUCUUAAUUGGUGCUAUGAUAAUAAAUCAAAAUUGAGGAAGAUGAAGAGUACAUUAGAAUUCAAACUUCGUCAACAAGAAUUCAUAGAACUGGUGCGAAGUAAUCAGAGGAUGGAGGCUGUACGACAUGCCAGGAAAUAUUUUGUUAACUUAGAAGAGGACCAAUUAUCAGAUGUGCAGAGGGUGAUGGGCCUCCUGGCAUUUCCCAGUGACACAAGUAUUACAACUUACCAGGACCUGUUAAAUGAUGAACGAUGGCAGGACUUGGUCCAGCAGUUCCGCUAUGAGAACUUUAAACUUCACCAGCUCAACCAGUCAUCAGUGUUUGCUGUCAGUUUACAGGCAGGGUUAUCUGCCCUUAAGACACCAUUUUGUUACAAGGAGGAGCACGAAGGGAGGAACGCUGACUGUCCUGUGUGUGUAAGGAACCUGAAUGAACUUGCACGACCACUACCCUACGCUCACUGUGCCAACUCCAAGCUUAUCUGUACCAUCACAGGACUGCCUCUGAAUGAGCACAAUCCUCCGAUGUCACUCCCAAACGGUCAUGUGUAUGGCUUCAAUUCUUUAGCUGAGCAAGCUGCACAAAAUGACGGGCGAGUAGUUUGUCCCAGAACCAGAGAAAUAUUCCACAUAGAUGAGGCAGAAAAAGUCUUUGUUAUGUAGACGCAACUGACUUGUGUUUCAAUAUAUGCCUGUGUAUACUCCCUUCCCUGCAAAGCUGUGAAGCUAGUAUUCGCUAAAUGUUUCAGCAAGACCAUCCCACAUAGUAGCGUAUUGUAACCAUCAAAAUUGUUAAAAUAUGUCUUCUGACAUGAAAAAUGGGUUUUUUCAUUGUUAGAUAAUUCAAUGUUUUUGAGAGACACGAGUACCUGUAUUGGUAUUUUACUAAACCAACAAACUACAGGGGAGAGUCAAUCCUUGGACCAACUUUUUAAAGCUUUUUCUUGGAUAGAGAUUGGAUACCUUCAUGAUAUCUGUUCAGUAUAGCUUCCACGUUCUCUUUAUUGGGCAAGACAAAACUCCAAUUUCACAAAGAAAAUGAAUCCCUUUCAGUGAACAGGUGGUGCUAGUAAUACUAUUGUUGUCAUCUGCAAAUAACUUGGCUCAUUUUAAGCUAAAGAUGAGCGAAUUGUAAUUAAAGAACAGAUGAGGAUUAAAUGUUGAACUGAGUGCUAAUUAGUCUUGUAAGAUUCCAGUGUAAAUAUGCUGAGUUGAAUAAUCCUUUCAACACAUUCAGUUGGUCCUUGCAAUAUCUAAUUACUUUAUGAAUCGGUAAUCUCAAAUGGUGUUUAUGUUUAACAUUGUAGAAUUUUAACAUGUCAUUUUAAGAUAAGAAUUGAUUGUGCAUCAGGAAAUCUAUUUUUUCAACAGAAGACAUUAUACAUGAUGUACAAUGGUUUGAUCAUAUGUUUUCUGAACAAUGUUCUGACAUAAGUGGUACGUAACAAUGGUUGAGAGCAGUCUAGUUGUCAUGUUGACCACAGUACAUAACGACAUUCUGACAUAAGUUUAGUUGUCAUGUUGACCGCGGUACAUAACGACAUUCUGACAUAAGUUUAGUUGUCAUGUUGACCGCGGUACAUAACGACGUUCUGACAUAAGUCUAGUUGUCAUGUUGACAAUUGUACAUAAUGACGUUCUGACAUAAGUUUAGUUGUCAUAUUGACCGCGGUACAUAACGACGUUCUGACAUAAGUUUAGUUGUCAUGUUGACCGCAGUACAUAACAAUGUUCUGACCUAAGUUUAGUUGUCAUGUUGACAGUUGUACAUAAUGACGUUCUGACAUAAGUCUAGUUGUCAUGUUGACAGUUGUACAUAAUGACGUUCUGACAUAAGUCUGGUUCUCAUGUUGACAGUUGAACAUAAUGACGUUCUGACAUAAGUUUAGUUGUCGUAUUGACCGCGGUACAUAACGACGUUCUGACAUAAGUUUAGUUGUCAUGUUGACCGCAGUACAUAACAAUGUUCUGACAUAAGUUUAGUUGUCAUGUGGACCGCGGUACAUAAUGACGUUCUGACAUAAGUUUAGUUGUCAUGUUGACAGUUGUACAUAAUGACGUUCUGACAUAAGUCUAGUUGUCAUGUUGACAAUUGUACAUAACGAUGUUCUGAUAUAAGUAUAGCUGUCAUGUUGACAAUUGUACAUAAUGACGUUCUGACAUAAGUUUAGUUGUCAUGUUGACAAUUGUACAUAACAACAUUCUGACCUAAGUUUAGUUGUCAUGUUGACAGUUGUACAUAAUGACGUUCUGACAUAAGUUUAGUUGUCAUGUUGACUGCGGUACAUAAUGACGUUCUGACAUAAGUCUAGUUGUCAUGUUGACAGUUGAACAUAAUGACGUUCUGACAUAAGUCUAGUUGUCAUGUUGACAAUUGUACAUAAUGACGUUCUGACAUAAGUCUAGUUGUCAUGUUGACAAUUGUACAUAACGAUGUUCUGACAUAAGUCUAGUUGUAAUGUUGACAAUUGUACAUAAUGACGUUCUGACAUAAGUCUAGUUGUCAUGUUGACUGCGGUACAUAAUGACGUUCUGACAUAAGUCUAGUUGUCAUGUUGACAAUUGUACAUAAUGACGUUCUGACAUAAGUCUAGUUGUCAUGUUGACAAUUGUACAUAAUGACGUUCUGACAUAAGUCUAGUUGUCAUGUUGACUGCGGUACAUAAUGACGUUCUGACAUAAGUCUAGUUGUCAUGUUGACAAUUGUACAUAAUGACGUUCUGACAUAAGUUUAGUUGUCAUGUUGACCGCGGUACAUAACGACAUUCUGACAUAAGUUUAGUUGUCAUGUUGACCGCGGUACAUAACGACGUUCUGACAUAAGUCUAGUUGUCAUGUUGACAAUUGUACAUAAUGACGUUCUGACAUAAGUUUAGUUGUCAUAUUGACCGCGGUACAUAACGACGUUCUGACAUAAGUUUAGUUGUCAUGUUGACCGCAGUACAUAACAAUGUUCUGACCUAAGUUUAGUUGUCAUGUUGACAGUUGUACAUAAUGACGUUCUGACAUAAGUCUAGUUGUCAUGUUGACAGUUGUACAUAAUGACGUUCUGACAUAAGUCUGGUUCUCAUGUUGACAGUUGAACAUAAUGACGUUCUGACAAAAGUUUAGUUGUCAUAUUGACCGCGGUACAUAACGACGUUCUGACAUAAGUUUAGUUGUCAUGUUGACCGCAGUACAUAACAAUGUUCUGACAUAAGUUUAGUUGUCAUGUGGACCGCGGUACAUAAUGACGUUCUGACAUAAGUUUAGUUGUCAUGUUGACAGUUGUACAUAAUGACGUUCUGACAUAAGUUUAGUUGUCAUGUUGACAAUUGUACAUAACAACAUUCUGACCUAAGUUUAGUUGUCAUGUUGACAGUUGUACAUAAUGACGUUCUGACAUAAGUUUAGUUGUCAUGUUGACUGCGGUACAUAAUGACGUUCUGACAUAAGUCUAGUUGUCAUGUUGACAGUUGAACAUAAUGACGUUCUGACAUAAGUCUAGUUGUCAUGUUGACAAUUGUACAUAAUGACGUUCUGACAUAAGUCUAGUUGUCAUGUUGACAAUUGUACAUAAUGACGUUCUGACAUAAGUCUAGUUGUCAUGUUGACAAUUGUACAUAAUGACGUUCUGACAUAAGUCUAGUUGUCAUGUUGACAGUUGUACAUAAUGACGUUCUGACAUAAGUCUAGUUGUCAUGUUGACUGCGAUACAUAUUGACGUUCUGACAUAAGUCUAGUUGUCAUGUUGACAAUUGUACAUAAUGACGUUCUGACAUAAGUCUAGUUGUCAUGUUGACAGUUGUACAUAAUGGCGUUCUGACCUAAGUUUAGUUGUAAUGUUGACAAUUGUACAUAACGAUGUUCUGACAUAAGUUUAGUUGUCAUGUUGACCACGGUAUAUAAAGAUGUUCUGACAUAAGUUUAGUUGUCAUGUUGACCACGGUAUAUAACAAUGUUCUGACAUAAGACUAUCAGUCAUGUUGACCGUGGUACCAAGUGCAGUACAUUUAUUGUUUAACUGAGAUGUGUUGCUAAAUGAUUUGAAUGAAGGUCAGGUAUAUUUGUUUAUAUUUCAAACAGUCUUUCAAAUUAAAAGUAAUGUGUCUGAUUGUUUAUAUAACAAAAAUGUUUUCACAAUAUAGUGUACGAAGGUCCAAUUUUAUCUUGAGGGUCACUGUGUGUGUAUUUUUUUCUCGCAUGCCUCAGCUGAGCAUCCGUUCAGGAGCCAUGACUGCAUGGUACUGGUACCUAAAGUCUUAAUGCGAGUUGGUCCCAGGAACACACCUCAUGUUAACCCCAAGUGGUGUCUGCUGACCCUAAAGAAAUUUUGAAUGAUGCAGUUGCAUACUGUGAAGAACAAAAGGCAUACACUGCUGGUAGUGUGCAGUGAUUGAGUGUAGUAUUAUACCUCGGUGUGGAGAUUAUGUUUGUGAUGCAGUGUUUAGAUGAAAGGUAUCUGGUUGUGUUUAAGUAAUAGAGUUUGUCCUGAGGUAUAUUAUUUAACUUCUACUUCAUUUCUUUAAAAUCUGAAGAAAUUUUUUCUUUACCAUUGGUUAAGUGGAAAGCUUGCCCAAGAAUACAUCUACAGUUACUUAAACUUUGAUACAGCUGUUUGGUCCUUAUAGGGCCUUCAGUGAUAUUAGGGGCCAACACUAUGUAUAGAAAUCCAGAGGGUUUGAGAGUUGAUGAAAUCUAAACCAGCCUACGAUAUUCAAAUAUGAAAACAGAAGGGGUGUGCAUGCACUAACCCCCAAAUUUUAUCAAUUCAAGAGAAUUAAAGCUUAUUAUAUUAAUCACACUAUAUCUGAAGAGUCAUUUUAGGUCUGAAAAAAAAAGGAAAAAGAUGUGUAUUUGAGUCAGAAUAGCCUAUGUAUACAGUACAAAUCAUGGAAACCACAAAUACAUAACAUUAAUUUGCUUACUUGGAAGACCUAUAGGUCUGAUUAAAGUAUUUGAUAGUAAGGUAUGAAAACAUUAUUUUCAUAUUACAUGUUAAUUAUGUUCAUUUUAAUUGAGAAAAGAAACGUCAGACGGGUACAAGUGAAAGUAUAUGUUUGAAGUUAACUGUAUGUGUGAAGCGGAGUGUUUUUCAUACGUUUGUAUACUAGUUGCAGAGUAUGUUGUGAUUAAAGAGAUUCCAUAAUUGUUUGAGGUUUGUAAAGGAUUGUGCUGGUUGUGUGCAUGUUAACAUAACACAUUCUGACUGGAAUGUUUGAAGGAGAGAUGUUUUUGAUGACUACCUAACCUUUAAGUUAAAAGAUCCUGUGACAUUAUAUUUUCUAACCUAAAGAAUAAUUAUCGUGUCCUUUGAUACUGUUUUAACUUUUCACUCACAGUUACUUCAACCUAGAUCUGUUGGCAAUCUAAAUUAUGAAAUCAGAAACUGUAUGUUAAUAAGCCCCAUUUAACCCUAACCUGCUCUAGUAUAUGAUUUACACACCUUAAAGCUGUAUACACCUCUUAGCAUUUAUAAUUAAACUAAAUCUGUAUUUAAAAAUGAUUACCAAACAGUACUAAACAAGUGACAUCAACUUAUAUAAUGUACAAGCACUCAUGUUGGUUAGAAUGAAAAUGAAAGUAUUAAUUGUGGUCUUUAUAUGGGAGCAAACUGGAAAACCUGGUGAAAGCCCAUGUGACCUAUACCAUUUCCUGUCAGAUCGGGGUAGCUGUAGCAAACAUAGAAGAUAUAGGAGUAAGUAAAUUAGUAAAUAAGGAGUACAUUUACAUUUUCUAAAAGAAAAAAACUACCAAUGGGAUACCACAUAUUAAGUUCAAACUUUUUGACAGUGCAGGGAGUAUUUUGUACAUAUGUUCAUAAAAAUUAUAUAUUGAUACAUACAGACCUGUACAUACCAGGUAUAUAUACUGAUAUAUCAAUACUGGUAUAGAUACAUAGGAGUUUUGACUCAAAAAUCAACAAACCUAUCAAGAAAAUUAAAUAAUUGUAUCAGAUUAUUUUCUAGUAUAAAAUGCAUGUCAUAUAUUGAUGUGAACUUAAACUAAAAUGUCCUCUAGUGGAAUGCUGUAGGGACUGAUAAUCUCCUUAUUUCAAUUACAAUAUAAUUACAAUAGCAGCAUGGAACUUGGCGAACUUGCACACUUGUUUUCUGAAAAUCAUCUGGAUUUUUUUUAAGAUAAUGAAAAAGUAGAUGAAUAUUUCAAAAAGUUCAGUUUUCGAAUAUACAUUAGUAAUUUUUCACAAACUUUGCCAAUUUUAUUCAGGAAUAUUUAAAGUUUCUGAUUGAGGAUAUAUAUAACUUUAACUUCUAUGAAAGUGAUCUUUGUAGAAUUUAUAAAAAGAACAUCUUUAAAGAUAAAGUGAUUUUUAAGAGUUAUUUGGUAUGUCUAGGAAAUAUAAAAAGGAAGGUUUUUUUGUUGACUGGCAAUUUGCAUUAGAAAGAUUUUCCUAGAGAUGCUGGAUUUUAAACAGUUCUCAGAUAAAAAAGAAUCAAAGAACUUAUCAGAUGGAAUUUGAAGAAUUAUGCUUGUUUUCACUGCGGAUAUAUAUAUAUCAUAUGUAUAUCUAAGUCUGUGUUUUCACUGAUGGGGUUGCAUCAAAAUUUAUUCCUGAAAGUGAAUUUUUCACCAACUUUUCAGAAAGUGCUUACAGUUGUGGAACAACUUCUAUUUUUCACCUUCAUAUAAGUUUGUGUUUGUUUUAAGAUUUUGUCAUUGAAACACUUCAGGAAGUGUUGAAAAUUCAUUGUGUUUGUUAAGUAAUUAUCUACCAUGCUAAGAGGCAGGUGCCAGAUAGAACUGCCAAAGGGGGGUAACUGCUGAGUACCAAACGCCACCUUGAGAUUUUUUUUUAUGUUUUCUUGCUUCAAGUGAUUUAGAUAUGGAUGCAAAUGUCAAUACUGAGUUCCAUAUGCAAAGCAUAGUAUAUUAAAUGAUUAAAAAUAUAUA
This is a messenger RNA of Pecten maximus, 7454 nucleotides long. RefSeq names its product E3 ubiquitin-protein transferase MAEA-like. Gene Ontology annotation, biological process: proteasome-mediated ubiquitin-dependent protein catabolic process. Gene Ontology annotation, cellular component: GID complex; nucleus; cytoplasm. The transcript has 9 exons. The record is from RefSeq and is a predicted model, not a curated record. NCBI's taxonomy places the organism in Eukaryota, Metazoa, Mollusca, Bivalvia, Pectinida, Pectinidae. Gene Ontology annotation, molecular function: ubiquitin protein ligase activity; protein binding. The coding region runs from base 57 to 1226 and encodes 389 amino acids.